AGAGCUCAAAGUUAGGACUUCUUUUUGUAUGUUGACUUCCAGAAAACGUACCUUCGUUGGUCUUUUACCCUUGCCGCAUACCUGAGCUUGUUGCCACACCUUACCUCUAGGCUUGCACGUACAAGCGCUUUGAAUCAUGUCGCUUCAUCUGGAGGAUGAAAUCAACCAGCAGUAUGGGAGCAAGCAGCGGGUUAACCACCUGGAUGCGAAGAAGAACCCCCUGCUUAUCUCAAUCCUUGACGCCGUGGACACACUGAAGAACAUGGAGGCGCAGGGCAAGCUCCCACACGACGCAAUCACAAACGCAAAGGGCCUGCUAACGAUGAUGACCAACAAGGUCGGCUUCGGUGUCUCCGUAACUCAAGGCUAUGGCCUGGUGGUAGCACGACUGCCCAACAGCCCCAACGGCUGGUCUGCUCCCCUUCCCAUCAAGGUCGACGGCUUCAGUGUGGGAGCGGUGAUGGGCUACAGCGAGCAGCACACCAUCAUCAGCCUCGCCACUGACGCGGACAUCCAGGCCUUCCUCAAGGACAAGCGCGCCAUGAAGAUCGGUCUGGACUUCGGCCUCAACCUGGGUGAUAAGGUGGACAAGAGCGCGGCGCUGAACACGCAGACGGGGCAGACGGAUGCGUCCAGCGGACUGAAGACACGCAUCUUCACCAUUUCAAAGGGUGUGAUGCUGGAUGUGUCCAUGCAGGGCACCAGUGUGGAGCCCGACACGGAGGACAUGGCCAACUGCUACGGCCAGCAGGUCAGCCCGGGCGACAUCCUGACGGGCCGCGUGUCGCCGCCGCGGGAGGCCACGCUGCUGUACAACAUGCUAAAGCAGCUGAGCAACUAGGGGGGUGGGGGAGACGAGGGAGAGCGGGAUGUGGAGGCCGUCGGGGAAGAGGUGGAUGAGGAGGAGGUGUUUCUGAAAAAAGAAUGUAAGAUGAGCCUAGGAGGAGGAGGAAGAAUACGCCUGGUUGAAUUGAACUAGGCAUAGGAGGAGGCGGUGGUGCAGCUGAGAGGAACGGGUGGAAGGGAGGAUAGUCAAGGAGGGUGCGGAUGGAGUCGGCUGUUCAGCUGAUGCCGCCCGCAAGGCUCCACCUUGUCCGUGCUGAGGGGAGGUUACUAGCGCUCGGGCGUACUGCCUGCGCUCAAAUGUGAGACGCAUGAAGACCAUGAUGCGGUGCCGUGUGCUGUGGUGGGAUGCUCAUAGGUGCAGCAGGUGUUUCGUUUGGUUCACAGCCGGAAUGUGCACUUGCAAGCCGCAGCGAACCAUGUGUCGGGGCCGGGCCGCCCGUCCAAAGUGGGCGGCAACCGGGGGAAGGUGUUGCUGCAACGCGAGUUGCUGCAGGUGACAAAAAUCAGAUGCAAAUGCCCGUGCUGAGCUGGACAACGCUGCCAUGUCAAUAAGCCCAAAACUG
This is a messenger RNA of Astrephomene gubernaculifera, 1409 nucleotides long. The record is from the annotation of a GenBank genome assembly. NCBI's taxonomy places the organism in Eukaryota, Viridiplantae, Chlorophyta, Chlorophyceae, Chlamydomonadales, Astrephomenaceae.